Messenger RNA from Pogonomyrmex barbatus (red harvester ant), 3428 nucleotides. RefSeq names its product carbohydrate sulfotransferase 5. Gene Ontology annotation, molecular function: N-acetylglucosamine 6-O-sulfotransferase activity. NCBI's taxonomy places the organism in Eukaryota, Metazoa, Arthropoda, Insecta, Hymenoptera, Formicidae. The record is from RefSeq and is a predicted model, not a curated record. Gene Ontology annotation, biological process: sulfur compound metabolic process; N-acetylglucosamine metabolic process.
UAAAACUUCUUACAAAAUAUAUUAAAAUAAAAAUGUUUCUCUAUAAAAUAACAUUCGCAGUUGAAUUGUAACUCUGUUUUUAGAUUUAAUUCAUUUAUAAAUAUAUAAUUAUUUAAUAUUUAAUUACUGAAGGAAAGAGGGAGUUUUCGGUAUAUUUUACAAGUCUGUUUUAUCGAUUGGGAAUGUUACUUUGCCGAAAAAUAUUUUUACUUUAACUUUAUUUUGUAAGAAUUUUCGUCAUGCGUUUAUUCGCACUUUUGUGACAUCACAAUUCAAGAUGGUUGCAGUGAACCAGCAACAGAUACCUGAACUUCUUCCAUGUUUUUUAGGAUUAAGGAUGUCGAAGCGAUUGAGUUUCUACGGUCUGGUAGGCCUGGCACUUGUCUGCAUUUACUACCUAGCGUUUUAUCAGCGCUACAGCGGCUACCUCGAGCGUCGAUUACAGCCGAUGAUAUCGGAUAUUGAGAUAAGGCCGCGGACCAUCAAAAUCCAAGAGCCGGUAACGGUAAGCCAGGCAUACAUUACAGGAUCCGCGGAUAAUGCUACAAUCACCGAAAUUCAGGAAGUGGUUGACCAACAAAGGAGGGCGAUUAAAAGAGAGAUGGAAAAUUACGAAUAUCCAAAUGGAAAAUAUGGGAUAAACGUAAGCAAACUUGAAGAUUUAGUAAUGGAGAAGGGCGGUAGACCCAUGAGAAGUGUAAUUUUGACGAGUUGGCGAAGUGGUAGCACAUUUCUCGGCGACGUGGUAAACGCGCAUCCAGCAAAUUUUUAUCAUUACGAACCGCUGCUAGAUUAUGGAAUCGUACAAAUCCGAGGGCCGCCACUCGCUGAGGAGUCCUUGACAAGGAUAAUCUCUCUACUGAAUUGCGAAUACAAAGAACUCGAUCAGUACUUGGAUUAUGGGAAGACUCAUCCUUGGGUGUUCAAUCACAAUACGCAUUUAUGGCGGCAAUGCCAAGCGCAUAAACGCAUCUGCUGGGAUCCACGGUUCGUCGCUAAAUUUUGCCGGCUCUUUCCGUUUCAAUCGGUGAAGCUUGUGCGAUUGAGACUGCAUGCAGCAGAGAGACUCCUGGCUGAAGAAGAUUUAGGCGUGCGACUCGUUCUACUUAUUCGUGAUCCGAGGGGCAUUCUGCAAUCCAGAAAACACAGAGAAUGGUGUCCCGCUAAGCCUGACUGCUCCGAUCCAGCCUUGGUCUGUGCAGACAUGGUGUCGGACUUUAAUGCGGCAGUAGAACUAUCGAAAAAAUAUCCACAUUCUUUCAGGGUGGUGCGCUACGAAGACCUAUCUGUGGAUCCCUACAAGCACGUGAAGGAACUUUAUAAUUUUUACGGUUUGAACUUCCACGUGAAUGUGAAGAGAUUUCUAGAUACGCACACGAAGAAUGAUGUGGGUGGUGUGUCGAGCACCUUCCGCAAUUCCAAAGUCGCGCCAUUUCACUGGCGAGCAGACUUGGAUUUCAAAGAAGUCCACGAGAUACAAAAGGUAUGCGCAACCGCCAUGCGACUAUGGGGAUAUGUGAUGGCCUUAAAUUCCACUCACCAAAAAGACUUUGAUCCUAUCACAAAUUAUCAGCUCCAGUUGUGACAACUGGCAGACGACAUGCUCAAUGUAGAUAUGAUAUAUAGUAUAUUGGUAUAGCGAACGGCAAUAGUCGGGAGUGCCGUAGUUCAUAUAAAUAUAAUAUUCAGUGAAAGGUGCUAGCGGUAACUCACGGAAGGUAGCCAUGUAAUGGGAAUCAAUGUUAAUUUAUUUAAAAAGAAAACUUACGGUAUGCCGAAUUUUUAACUUAGCAAAAUCAAUAAGAAGGCUACUUUAAAAGAAGACAAACGGAAAUGAAAUUCGUUCGUAAGUUUUUUAUCGUACGACUAACACGAUCUAAACCACAGGGUGUUAGGGUAAAUUUUUGAGAGCUUGACAUGUGACAAAAAUUAUGUCUAACCAUAUCGACGCAAACGUUGCAAGUGUAAUUCAGACCGUUUCUAAAUAUUAUGAAUCUUUCAAGAGGAAGGAAGGAUAUUUUGUGUCCAAUGUAAUAAACUAUAUUCAUUAAUAUCAAUUGUAAUUAUAACUAGCUUGUAAAAAGAGAUUUAUAGUGAUUAUUAAAUUAUCAUAUUAUCUUUUUACAUUUUUAAUUCUACAUAUAUAAGAAAACGAAAUUUUUAUAUGGAUAAUAGAACACAAAGUGCACUCCCUUUCUUGGAUUCAUACGAGUUCACUAAAAGCAAGAGAUGACCAAGAUUAAUUUUUUAUCUUAUUGAUCAAAUGAAGGCGAUAAAAUGAUAUUACUAUAUUAUGAACUUGAAACUAUAUUCAAAUAUGAAACAAAGAAUGUUUAUCUAAUGAAUGUAUAAUAUGUGCAAUGAGAGAAGUGACUUUCACCAAUUACGGAUAGGAUCUGAAUCUCGUUAGGAUUUUGCAAUAUCACGAUAGUGUUGGGAAUUUCUGCGAUGAAAAAUUUCCACCGACAUUCAAUGUGAUUCAUGAGAGGCAGAGGUGCAAACGCAAUAUCAAUUAGCUCGUUUAUGCUACGGAAUACUCGAUGUUCCAUCUCUUGCUCAUGUGGCGAUAUCGCGAUGUUCGUGAACACUCAGGCGGCGUACGUCAAGGAAAAUGCGAGUUUCCAUGCCGGCCUUCGAUGCGGCCGACGAGGAAUUAUUUCGAAUAUACAGACGCGACCAACUCGCCCGCGAGAGCGAGUGUAAUUUUUAUAAAUGUACGACAGUCAUAAUAGCACUGCACAGAUAGUAUUGUGAGCUGUUUGUUGGCGACUUAGUAUAAGAAUACUUUUUUGAAUCUUUACACGCUAUAUUGAUUAUUCGGAACAGCCUGGCCGGCUGGCAUCCUCUAUUAUGUAUUAUAGUGUAAUUAUGUUAUGCAUUAUAUAUUAUGUGCUCGCGAUUGUAUUUCUCGCGUCCUUGUGUUAUGCACCGAGUGCUAGAUUAUCAGCUCUCUGUGUGAUCGAUCAUACUUUAUCACGCGUUCACUUAAAAUAGAAUCAAUUUCAAUAAACGUAUAUUAUUAUUAUUAUUAUUAUUAUUAUAUGAUAGAAUUUGAAUAUUGAAAAACGAGAUAUUGGCUUUAUUUUGUUAACCGAGUAUCAAUUUCUUAAAAUUUGAAUUCUGAUUAUUACCAUUAUUUGCAUUGUUUGUCAUCCUGCAUGAAACGAAGAUGAACAAGAUGAAUGUGAUCUCUCAUAUGUACGGAUGAGAUCUGACGACAGUGUUGUGCAUACAACGUCGAUGAUAUCGAUGAAUUAUCGAUAUGAUCAAAAUCGUCAAUAUAGAUAAUAGCACCCUCGUACGAUCUCAUGCGUUGUCACGUUCUCGCGGAAUGAUAUCUAGUCCAAGAAGAACGCGCAUUAUUACUUUCGCAUUUUGUACCUUAAAGUAUAAAGGUUCUCCAAUAAAAGAAUCAUAUUUCUAUGGAU